Messenger RNA from Andrographis paniculata, 2216 nucleotides. Its product is annotated as protein PLASTID MOVEMENT IMPAIRED 2-like. The record is from RefSeq and is a predicted model, not a curated record. The coding region runs from base 265 to 2022 and encodes 585 amino acids. The transcript has 3 exons. NCBI's taxonomy places the organism in Eukaryota, Viridiplantae, Streptophyta, Magnoliopsida, Lamiales, Acanthaceae.
UCAGUCCGAUCCCAACAGAGCAAAAUAGAACAACAGAUACUGGCCAAUCACCACUUCUGACUUCUUCUACUCUAUCCUCUUCCACAAACACACUUAUCACUGUUCACCCCUCCUCCUCCUCCUCCCCCAUAAUCUUCCGGCAACCUCAACCAAAACGCCGUCGUUUCCAAGGUACGGACAUCCUUCAUAUAUUUCCUUUUCUUAAAUCCCGCUGCAUAAAUCCUGCAUCAAUUCCCAACUCCAAUCAAGGUUUUGCUGCAAACAAUGGCUGAAGCCGAAACAAGCUCCGUUAAAGCAGCCAUUACUUCUUACAAAGCGCGGAACUCCCCGACGACUAAUUAUCCUCAACAGAAGACGAGGGAGCUCCGUCGGGCAAUAAGAGACGCCGGCGAGCUCAACGACAGCCGGCAACGAGCGGAAAUGGCGACGGCUGAAGCACAGUCAGAACUCUCCGUUGCAAAGAAGACUGUAAGAGAACUAACCGCCAAAAUUGAGGAUUCGGGUGCAAGAGCCAAUCGCAAGAUGUCCGAAUUAUCGAAUUCCGUCGAAAAAUCGCCGUCGGAUCGAAAAAUCAUCGAAGAAUUAGCCUCUGUGAAGCAGGAGCUUAUGAAGCUAAAGCUCGACGCCUUGUCGGCUUCCGACGAUAAGCGCCGGGCCGAGAAAGCUGGCGACGAGAACUCGUCGCGAGCGCGCACUUACAUGAGUUCGAUCGAGGCGAUAAGUAAAGAAAUCGAGGGAAUUAACGAGGAGCACGUGUUGGUCGAGCUGGCUCGAAUCGAAGCCGUUAGGGAAUUCGACGAAAUCGAGGCUCAACGGCGGGAAAAGGAGGCCGAAUUUGCCGCGGCGAUGGAUGAGAUUCGGAAGAAAAUGCAUGAAAUUGUUCGAAAAACAGAGGAUUCGGAGGAGCUCGAGAAGAAACUCGCUGUGACGGUGUCGGACGCCAAUGUGUUGGCUGGUGAGCUAAAGCUUGUUAAGGAAAUGGUUGGGCGAGUCGAAGUCGAGGAUGAAUUGGGAUCGGAUAUGUCGUUGCGUUCGACUAUGGAGGAAUUGGAGGUCGCGAGGAAGGAGUUAGUGUCGGCGAGGGAGGAAAGCUUUGCGUGCAUGGCUGCCAUGGACGUCGUCUGGAAAGAGCUCGAGCGAAUGCGCAAUGAGGUGGUUAGAAAGAAGAGCGACGAGAAGAAAACGGAGAUGUUGAUUCAGAGUCUCAACUCGAAGCUUUUGAGGGCGAAGGCGAAGCUCGAAGCAGCGACUGCAGCCGAAGACCGGGAAAGAUCGAUCGCAUCGAAUCUGUCAGAUACGCUCGAACGCCUCAGGUCGGAAGGCGAAGUUGUCGACAAAGAACGUGCCGUGAUUGACGAAGAAACCGCAGCCGUAACGGCGGAGACAAAGAGAAUCGAGGAGGAAACAGACGCAGCCGAGGAUCGAUUACAAAUGGUGACGGAAGAGCUCAAGGCGGCGAAAUUGUCAGAGGUAGCGGCGCUGGAGAAUCUCAAGGCGCUUACGGAGCAGACCAUGCGAAAUCGAGCAUCGGCGGCGAUGCGUAGCGCGGGAAUAACGGUGUCCCGAUUCGAAUACGAGUACCUAACGGGGCGCGCCGCCGGGGCGGCGGGUGUCGCCGACAAGAAGGUGGCGGCGGCGCUGGCGUGGGUCGAAGCUCUUAAGGCAAGCGAGAAGGAAAUCGAGUUGAAGUGCAAAUUGUUGCGGAAAGAAUGUCGAAAGUUGAAAGCGCGCGGCGAGAAUAUGUUCAAAGAAGAGGCGGCGAUGGCACCGGAGAAUGAGUUCGAGAGGUGGCGGAGAAAUAUGGGAGUGGAAAACUUGAGGCGGAAUUCGGGGGCGGCGAAAAUGAGGAAUAGGAGCAUGAAAAUUGGGACUCCGGCGAGGCGGGGGAAGGGGCGGGUGUCAAUGACGGCGGCGACAGCGAGGGGGACGGCGAGAACGACUACGGUUAGGAGGAGGAAGAAGGUGAUGGGGAAUUUGGCUAAGUUUUUCGGCAGGGAGAGUGGGGAGAUGGAAUUGUUGUGAGUGUUUAUUUUUUUGAAUCUAAGGUAUUGGAUUGCAUGGACUAUAUCAAAUUGGGUUGUAAUAUUUUUAUUUUUAUUGUUUUUGAAAUAUUGGGGUGUGAUUGGAUUGUUAGUCGAGAGUUGUAUGGGUUUGUUCGUUGAUUUGGAUUUUGAGUUUAAGUUUGAAUAGUAAAAAUUUUGAAUUUAAUAGUUGUA